UAAUAGCCGAUUUCUCAAUUAAUAUUCAUGGCAGGGUGAAUCCGCUUAUUUAUCUUCAAUUGAUAUGAUGGCGGUACACGGAAAGCACCCCAUUCUUUCGCUUGAGUAAUGGUUGCAAACCUUCAGCGUAGACAUAGUGUUCGGCUAUAGAAAUCUAUUUCCCUAUCAACUUAGCUUCUUAUUAUUGUUAUUUUAUUUGGUCUCAAGAACACCGUGUAUUAUGUUUUUUGAAGUUGCAUUAUGUUUUGUUCUAUCAUUGCUCCGAAGCCACUGAAGUGGCUAUUUGACCGCGACUUUCGCAUGUAUUGCGAUGGAUUAUCUACGGUGAGUUUUUCCUAAUAUUCUGCACUACUUCUGGACGUCAUAGCUACUCCCAGCACCGUGAGACUUGAGAUGAGAUGAGAUGAUUUGCUACCUGCACGAGAGAAAACAUAUUUACUCGCAUAUUUUGUAGCCUUGGAUAUAUUCCCUAGGAUAUCCUACAUGUAUAAGUUUAUCUUUUAUGACAUUUAUGUGGCAAAAAUAAGUUCUUUGACUCGCAAAUAUGAACACAACUAUGGAGCACACUGGCAUUGAAGAGGUGAACCAAACGCAUCAACAGCACGAGCCUAUUAGUUUCGGAAUUGAUCAGAUAUUGAACAGCGCAGACCAAACCAGCAGCUGCAUGCUCCCAAGCCGGACCACCGAAGCGGAUUACCAGCUAGCCUCCAACGUUUAUGCCAAUGGCUACAACAGCGUCUACAACCCGGCCUGCUCUAUGGCGGCGGGACUCCCGGGCUCGUACAAUGUGAACAUGAACAUGAACGUAAACAUGAAUAUGAACGUCAAUGUGAACUCUGGGAAUGCAGGAGGGGUGAUUCGGGUUCCAGCACACAGACCUAUGCCACCGUCUGUUCACCCGCACGUCCCUACUCAUCCAGCCGCCAUGUCAACCGGCAUGCCAACGGUGGCAACAAUGUCUGGCAUGGGAAACGUGGGUAACUUCACCUUUCCUUGGAUGGAGAACAGUAGGAGAUUUGCUAAAGACAGACUGACAGCGGCACUUUCCCCAUUUUCUGUGACUCGACGGAUUGGACACCCAUACCAGAACCGCACGCCCCCAAAGAGGAAAAAGCCUCGGACCUCCUUCAGCCGGGUGCAGAUCUGCGAGCUGGAGAAGCGCUUCCACCGGCAGAAGUACCUGGCAUCGGCCGAGCGGGCCACCCUGGCCAAGGCCCUGAAAAUGACGGAUGCACAGGUCAAGACCUGGUUUCAGAACCGGAGGACAAAAUGGAGGAGGGAAGCCCAGGAAACAUUUAUGCAUGGAGAACUCUACAAAAGACUGCUCACAGAAACACGGGAGGCAGACAGCGGAGGAGAGGGAGGCAGAGAGACAGCAGGCCAACCGGCUGAUGCUGCAGCUCCAGCAGGAGGCCUUCCAGAAGACACUGGCGCAGCCGCUCCAACAAGACCCCCUCUGCCUGCACAAUUCCUCCCUCUACGCCCUGCAGAACCUCCAGCCCUGGGCCGAGGACAACAAGGUCACCUCUGUAACCUCCGUCGCAUCUGUGGUCUGAGCUCCCUGUUCCACCCUCACAUGGUCUGACCCAGAGACACGCACCAGGAACGGGGUGGUGAACUGCCCACACGUCACAUAUGGACACCCUUCUAUUGUAUUCACAUUUUGCAUUACAUAUGUGAGACUGUGGUGGUAUCUACCACCCCUUUGUGCAUAGGUCAUUUUUUCUACAACAGGAGAAACAUAAUAGACUGGAAAUAUUCAGUGCCUCCUACUCUUUCUUUUUUUAGUUUGCUUUCUAUAGCCCUCUUUGCAAUGAAUGGAACUGCUGAACUGUUGAUACUGAAUGCCAGUUUGAGAAUAUAAGAGUUAACCAGUGUUGCUUGUGUAUUUUGUACUGUACGAAGUACAACAAUCCAUUUUUUAGAAAAUGUGUCAAAAAAGCUGUGCAUACAAAUUA
Messenger RNA from Conger conger (European conger), 1958 nucleotides. RefSeq names its product T-cell leukemia homeobox protein 3-like. The record is from RefSeq and is a predicted model, not a curated record. Gene Ontology annotation, biological process: regulation of transcription by RNA polymerase II; animal organ development. Gene Ontology annotation, molecular function: DNA-binding transcription factor activity, RNA polymerase II-specific; RNA polymerase II cis-regulatory region sequence-specific DNA binding. Bases 545 to 1585 code for a protein of 346 amino acids. The transcript is spliced from 4 exons. Gene Ontology annotation, cellular component: nucleus. NCBI's taxonomy places the organism in Eukaryota, Metazoa, Chordata, Actinopteri, Anguilliformes, Congridae.